GUGUCACUGUGCAGUUAAAGUAGAUAUAUAAAUAAUUACAAAAUGUUGUCAGUUUUGGUUGCUGCUGCUGUGGUUGCAGUAUAGUGGCUGCCCUAAGUGACCCUUUCUGAGGAUCUGCCAGGCCAGUAACUAAAAAAUGUGUUGGUGAAACAUGAUAUCUGUGACAUCCAGCAGUAACCAUGUCUGGCUAUGGAAUGGGUCCUGGACCAGGCAACAACAACCAGCCUCUGGAGUUUGGUAACAGGCUGGGGAGUGGUGCAGCACCAUCUGGAGGCACCAAUGGCUCUCCGGACACGUCUGACCGGCGCGGCCCCCGCUCGCGAGGCGGUCUGCGCGGCGGCCGCUCAGGUCCCGGCCGGGGGUACCAGGACAAUGGGGGUCCGGACAGCGGCGGAGGAGACUAUAACGGACGUAGGGGAGACGGUCGACGCGACAGGAGCCGCUGGGAAGGCGCGCCCGGCGGCCACGGCGGCGGCAACAUGCAGGCCGGCGGUGGAAUGGCGCCAGGCGGCAUGUCGGGCCUCCCAAACAACGGCGCCCCGCUGCUGCCGGCGCCGCCCGGCCCGCCGCAGGCCAUGGUGGGAGGCGGACCCGACCAGAUGGCCAUGGGAGGAGGCGGAGGAGGACCGGUCGGCGGAGGACAGUUUGGAGGAGGCCCGCAGAUGUGGGACAUGCCGCCACCGGAGCAGCAGCAGCCGCAGCCGCCGCAGCCGCAGGGUCCCAGCAUGAUGGGCUAUAACAUGGGCGGCAUGGAAAUGAACAACAUGGGAGCCAUGGAUAUGAACAACAUGGGUGCCUUCAUGGGCAGCGCCGGCGCCGUCGACCCGAGCAUGAUGAUGACUACGGGCCAGUAUAACCUGUUACCAGCCGGGAUGCAGCAGCCGCUCUACCCCCAGUUGCCAGGCACCUGGAUGCCAGAUGGAAACUUUGUCCCCAUCAAGGAGGUGAUAACGUGCAGUGAAUGUGUGCUCUACCCUCCCAAUCCCAACGCGCGGCCACCAAUGACCCGCGAGCGGCCUCCCGGCUGCCGGACGGCCUUCAUCGGAGGACUGCCCGAGAAUAUUACAGAGGACAUUCUGCGGGACGUGUUCCGCCGGUGCGGCGAAAUAUCCAGUUUGCGGAUGUCGCAGAAGAACUUUGCGCACAUCCGCUUUGAGCUGGAGGUGUACGUCGAGUAUGCCAUCAUGCUCUCUGGCUACAGGAUGAAGAUCCGGGACGAGACGGACGCCGCCAACACUGGCAGGCUUCACUGUGACUACGCUCAGGCCCGGGACGACACAUACGAGUGGGAGUGUCAGCAGCGCGUGCUGCAGCGGGAGAUGCGUCAUCGGCAGCGUCAGCUGGAGGACAUGAACCGACCGCCGUCACCGCCGCCCGUCAGCCAUUACUCGCACCACGAGGCGCAGCAGCUGCUUGAGAAGAUCAAGGAGGAGUCGACGUUCGGCGAGUCGGUGCAGCUGCUGACCACCUGGCUGGAGCGGGGCGACUGCAACAAACGCACCGCCGGCAACUUCUACUCCAUGAUACAGUCCACCAACUCGCACGUCAGACGACUGAUGUCGGAGCGCAGUGUCAUCGAGGAGGAGCUGGCCAAGAUGAGGGAACAGGCGCGUCUCCGUCAGCAGCAGGUCAUCGUGCAGUUCGGCCAGAUCGAGCGAGUUUUCUUGGCGGCCUGCCAGCAGAAGGUCUGGGACCACUUCAGCAAGGCACAGCGGAAAAACAUUGAGCUCUGGAAGAAGCAGGCCUCGGAAAUCAAGAAAAUCCAGAUCGAUGAACUGUCCGGCGAACGUGCUGACGACGAGAUGGACCUCUCCGAUGACGAAGAGCCUUCCAAGAAGAGGGCGCGCAAACAAGCUCAGGACGAGCAACACGACGCCACGGACGCACUCCGCUGUCAGCUGGAGGCCUACAAGAACGAGGCGGAGAUGGUGCGCCACGAGCACAAAGAGGAGCUGGACGCCAAGGACGCCGAGAUGGACAUCAUGAGGAAGACCAUGCAGAACGUCCAGCAGCAACUGCUGACGACCAAAUCACGCGAGACCGCCCUGGAGCAGCAGCUGCAGCAGCUGAAGGCGCAGCUGGCGAGGCUGACGCCGAUGAAGAACAAGAAGGAUGGAGACGGCAAGGAAGCGGUAUCCAGCAAGGAGAAAGGUGCCAAGGAGGACACCUCCGGCGCUACCGAGGACUCCGAGCAGGCGGAGCGGGACGCUGCCUACUCUCCCCUCCCGGCCGCUGCCGUGGACGGCGGAGACGCCCGUAUCAUAGGUCUGUCUGCUGCGUUCCUGAACGUUCACCCGGAGGGCGCCAGCUGCGACUACAUCUGGUCGUACCUGCAGCAGUUCCCCGGAUACGUGCUCCUCAGCCCGCGAGACGUGGAGACCGCGCUCGGCAGGUACGGACGCGUCUUCAAGGAGGUAGUCUCCGGCGUAGGGGCUAAACUGGAGCGCAAGUGGACAUUUGUCGGAUACACACCUCCACCGCAGGAGGCCGAGUGACGUCACACCCAACGGGCACCGCCAUUGGCCGAGGACGGGUGACGUCAUCAUAAACGGUACUGCCCAUUGGCCGGAACUCGAGAAAUCGUCUGUCCUUCCCAGGGAACCGCGCAUUUUGACGGCGAGCUUUCGACCGCCAGUCCCCAAGUAUUUGGAUGGUUUGGUGUUCACUGCACUUAGCACUGCAGUAGACGUGCAUAGCAGCUCAUGAAAACAUUGUUCUGUUGCGCUUUACGAGCUUGCUGUUGGGGCCGGGUGUCAUAAACUGUAAAAUAUGACGUCAUAAACGGAAAUGUAUGACGUCUAUGUGUAACUUUGACAGAUAUGACAUGUGACGUCAUAUCGAUGACCAUGUGUGACAUCUCGAUGAUGAUUGAACGUGUACUGCCGCUAUUCUCGUGAAGGAAACAGUUCACAGCGUAUUUCAAGGCACUGCCUCGACUCUACUGACUAGCUGUAAGCGUCUGUCAUAAUCAAAACUGUGGUUUGUUUUGCAGAAACACGUAAAACGCUACUGUUGUGCUUAUUUUAGACAUUGACUUCGUAAAACAUGCAGCCUGCUGUAAUGUGACAAAAUUACCACUGAAGUUAAACACGGAAUAUUUGUACAACAUGUACAGUGCACCGCUGGCGGUGCGAGUUUGUGUGUGCGUGGGUUAGCGUUCCUAUCGCUCACAGUAUAUAUCGCCUUUCCUGCCACGAUGUGCGUGUGAUUUGUGUGUGAGUGGGUUGGUGUCCGUAUCGCUCACAGCGCGUACCGUCUCUCAUGCUGUGCGGUGUGUAAGCUUGUCAUCAGGUUGAUGGGUUUGCCUGUUCGAGUUGAAGAGCGUUGGGAAAGCCUCAGGUCUCAGUCUCGAGCACGAAGGUACGCCUGUGCUGGUGGAGCACCGACCGAUAAUGUUAUACGUACUUGUGAGUCAAUAAACGCCUUCAUUAUAAU
Amphibalanus amphitrite is the source of this 3435-nucleotide messenger RNA. Its product is annotated as ecto-NOX disulfide-thiol exchanger 2-like. The record is from RefSeq and is a predicted model, not a curated record. Gene Ontology annotation, molecular function: protein-disulfide reductase activity; RNA binding. Gene Ontology annotation, cellular component: external side of plasma membrane; plasma membrane. Lineage: Eukaryota; Metazoa; Arthropoda; Thecostraca; Balanomorpha; Balanidae. The transcript is spliced from 19 exons. Bases 180 to 2495 code for a protein of 771 amino acids. Gene Ontology annotation, biological process: ultradian rhythm.